Messenger RNA from Danaus chrysippus (African queen), 381 nucleotides. Lineage: Eukaryota; Metazoa; Arthropoda; Insecta; Lepidoptera; Nymphalidae. The record is from the annotation of a GenBank genome assembly.
AUGGUCUCAACAUCUGCCAGGUGUUCUAAGCAUCUCCUACACAUAUGGUCUCAACAUCUACCAGGUGUUCUAAGCAUCUCCUACACAUAUGGUCUCAACAUCUGCCAGGUGUUCUCAGCAUCUCCUACACAUAUGGUCUCAACAUCUACCAGGUGUUCUAAGCAUCUCCUACACAUAUGGUCUCAACAUCUACCAGGUGUUCUAAAGAUUUCCUACACAUAUGGUCUCAACAUCUGCCAGGUGUUCUCAGCAUCUCCUACACAUAUGGUCUCAACAUCUACCAGGUGUUCUAAGCAUCUCCUACACAUAUGGUCUCAACAUCUACCAGGUGUUCUAAAGAUUUCCUACACAUAUGGUCUCAACAUCUGCCAGGUGUUCUAA